AUAAAGCAAAACUCGAACUAGAUUCCACUUUUUAAUACUCCAUCCGUCUCAUUUUACUUGUUCUAUUUAACCGGGAAAGAAAAAUGAGAUUGCGAGAGUAUGUGUAUUUUAGACAUUAUGUAACAAUGUUGUUCGGAAGAAAUUAGUUGUUAAAUUUUGACACAAAAUUGUACUAGAUGUUACCUCGUGUGUUAAAAAAUAGUUACCACAUAACAGAGAUAUGAUGUAUACAGAAAUGAAAGAAUGAAUGAAUUAUGUAAAAAAAAAAGUGUAUGGUGGGGAUGUAAGGAAGGGGAAUGUUGACUUUGGAAAAAAAAUGCACCGGAAAAGUAGUGAGAAGUGGAGUUGUUUAUGGUAAUUCGUAUGUUGCUUGUACGGAGAGUUAGUUACAACUUACAACCUGGAAGAACACCAAAAGGAAAAAGGAAAAAGGAAAAAGGAAAAAGCAAAAAGCAAAAAGGAAUCAUAUGAUCAUUCUUCUUCAUCAUCAAACCGCCUUUUUCUUGUUCGCGGGCGAUUAAAUCAAUCAAUCAUUCAAUUCCAGAUUCUGUGAUUUUGCUAAAAUUAGGUUUUCAAUUUUGAUUGAAUUACAAAGAAAUGGCGUACAGGAGGAGAGCUGGGAUAAGCAAGGCUGCCACCUUCAGUUUUGAGGAGGAAGACGAUGAUGAUCAUCUUCCCAAGCAAAACAACAACAAAACCACUAAAUUUAAAAAAGAUGAAGAAACUGGAUCCUUGGCUGCCAGAGCCACCAGAGCCUCCGCUGUUCAUCGAGAUUCCUCCGGUUAUGGUUCUGCUUAUGCAUCUCCAUCUACCACUGCAACCGCAACCGCAACCGCCACCGCUUCUUCUUCUCUCUCUCAUCCUAGUUCCUUUACCAAGGGAUCUGAGAGCAGCUCUAUGAGAGACUCAGACGACCCUAAAUAUGGAUUUUGGGGUGUUCUUGCUAGGAAGGCAAAAUCCAUACUUGAUGAAGAUGAUAACCACUUUCAACCUCAGGAUAAUCAGUUUUACCAAUCCCAUGAACCUUCACAGACUGGUUCUAAGACUGAUAAUGCUAGAUUGCGAAAGCGAUUCGAUGCCAUUACUUGUUCCCUUAAUAACUUUGGUGAUACCCUUGGCAAUGCUUUUGAGGAAGGUCGUACAAUCAUGGAGCACAAAACUGCUGAUAUUAUUCAGGAAACUCGCAAUAGGACAGCAGAUUUUAUACAAGAAACACGCAAAAUUCAACUUCGUAGAAGAGGAGCCACUUCAGAUACUCCUGAUCAAGCAACUGUUGUGCAAAACACUUCAUGGCAGCGUCCAGUUGCACAGCCUGUGCAGGUUACUGCACUAAACAAUCAAGAAACACAACUCAAGGCUUCUCGCGACGUUGCAAUGGCAACUGCUGCCAAAGCAAAAGUUCUUCUACGGGAGCUUAAAACUGUGAAAGCUGAUCUAGCCUUUGCAAAGGAACGUUGUGCACAAUUAGAAGAAGAAAAUAAGAGACAUCGAGAGAGUCGGGAGAAAGGAGACAACCCUGCUGAUGACGAUCUGAUACGACUACAGCUGGAAACUCUUUUGGCUGAGAAGGCUCGUUUGGCUCAUGAAAACUCAGUAUAUGCUCGUGAAAAUCGAUUUCUAAGAGAAAUAGUUGAAUAUCACCAACUGACAAUGCAAGACGUUGUGUAUUUGGAUGAGGGUGCUGAAGAAGUCACGGAAGUUUACCCCUUUUCUAUGGAUGAUACAAAGGUACUCUCUAGCACACCAACAUCACCAAAUUAUCUUACAGAAGGUUCCUCCCUCAGCUUUGCAGAGAUAAAGGAACAGGAGGAGGAAUUGGAAUUUAACAUUUCACCUCCUCCUACAAUUUGUCCUCCAGAAAGAACAAGAUCCUCAGACGUUCCAACUUCAUCACUUGUGCCUGCUGGAGAAAUAAAAGCCUCUUGAUAUGCCCUGUUUCUGACGCCUUGUGGGUGCCUUUGGGUGACCAUAGAUAUUACACUUUUUUCCCCUUUCUUUUCCUCUUUCCUUUGAUUAUUUUCUUGAUCAAUUCUUUUGGGAGGUAUUGCCAGAAUCAUCAAUUUCCUACCUUUGACAAAUAAUGUAUUUACUGUUAUGCUUUGGCUUAUUUAUGAGCUAUCCUACAUGGCUAGAAACUCUUCAAUUUUUUGUAAGGGAGAGGUUCAAAUGUUAUGAUCAUAGAUUUGUGAAUGUGCGG
Molecule: messenger RNA, 2197 nt
Organism: Spinacia oleracea (spinach)
Lineage: Eukaryota; Viridiplantae; Streptophyta; Magnoliopsida; Caryophyllales; Amaranthaceae
Exons: 6
Coding region: 598-1926 (442 amino acids)
Source: RefSeq, a predicted model, not a curated record